AUGGCUUCCAAUGCGAUGUUUGUCAUGGCGGCGGCGGCGGCGAUCGCCUUCCUCCCCUUGCUCGCCUCCGCCACCGUCCACGUCGUAGGUGACGGUAGUGGGUGGACCCUCGGGUUCGACUACACCGCCUGGUCCGAGAGCAACCAGUUCAGGGUCGGCGACGUACUAGUGUUCAAGUACAACAAGGCCAACCAUAACGUGGUGGAGGUGAGCGGGCCGGACUUCAGGGCGUGCAACAGCGCCAAGGGCCUCGGCGCCUGGAACUCCGGCAGCGAUCAGGUCCAACUCGCCAGCGCCGGGCGGAGGUGGUUCGUCUGCGCUGUAGGCAGCCACUGCGCUAUGGGCAUGAAGCUCAACGUUACCAUCCUCGCCGCCGACGCGCCUUCGCUUGCCCCUGCGCCGGCACCGUCCUCGUCUUCUCACAAUACAAUCCUCGCCGCCGACGCUCCUUGGCUUGCCCCUGCACCGGCGAAGUCCUGGGCUGCUCACAAGUCCAGGCGGCCCUUUGUUACCAAGUGGUGA
This is a messenger RNA of Triticum turgidum subsp. durum (durum wheat), 522 nucleotides long. The record is from the annotation of a GenBank genome assembly. Lineage: Eukaryota; Viridiplantae; Streptophyta; Magnoliopsida; Poales; Poaceae.